UUUUGUCAUUCCAGGCCAAUCCCGUUGUUUCUUAGUUGGCUACCUAUCAAUCUAGUCCUCCAUUGCGACUAUCAUCUAUAUCAAUAUUUCUAGCGUUCUCGUCCGGAGUAUCCGAAUUGUCCAGCAGCAAAUAUACGAUUAUCGUUACACACUCCUCCUCAACCACUAAUUGGCUCUUGCCGCUACGCGUGCUCUACCCUCCUUGAUUUUGGCUAUUUGACUCGCACUAAGCGCUGCCUUCAAACUAAGAACUCAGAAUGGACGGCUAUCAGCAAUACAACGAUAUUCCUCAGAUUCAGCUUGCGGAGGACUCUGUUCUCCACCCAUGGGCAAUUGAAUACAUCGGCCACAUGGGCUCCUCCAGGCAAACCGUAGCGAAAACAAUUAACGUCUUUGGUGAAGAAAUAACCCUUGACGGAUACGCCGCUCAAGGAAUGUCGACGAUGCCAAUGCACCGCUGGCUUCAUGGAGCCGAUCGCUCUCCUGUGGCCCAGGGCCUGCUCCAUGCAAAGUUCAACAGUACCCGUACUCCCCAGAAUCAAUAUUGGAGACAAUUUGAGCAGCAAUGGCCCUCAUCAGAGAUCACAGAGUUCCCCCCUCGCGAAUGGUCCCCCGAGCAGACGACCAUUUCCGACACUAGUCAUGCCACCCAGAACGAGCUUUACUCUCCGCCUUUGACGCACCAAGUACCAUAUGGAAGCCAGAUUACUUCUCCCCAUCUUGGGAUGCCUUAUCUGUCCUCGGAACAGCUGGGCGGCGGAGAACAUGCGCAUCAACAUUCAAUGGUCGAUGCAAGCAUCAGUCUUCGCGACAUUGAGUAUGAACACGUGGAACCCGAGACUACUAUUGAGGAUCAAGAGCAUAUCGAAAUCAAGCCCGAGUUCGACUACGAGCAAGAACCGGUACAAGUGUCGGCGCCAGCAUACACGAAGAUGGAAGUAGACUCCGAAAGCUACCAAAGCUGUCAGGACUCUGGUCUUGGCCAUUCCGUGCGGGACGCAGAAUCAGUCCAGCCAGCUCAGAGCGACGAAGAAGCAUCUGACUCAGACUACAAACCUACGAUCCGAAGACGCUCAUCUCACUCUAGCAACAAUACGACCCGACCAAAGGGCAGGCGGUGCAGCCACAAUCGAAAGGCCUCGCUCACAUCACCCGUCUCUACCACAAAUAGAGUUUCCAAGAAGACUCGCGGGCCUAAUGCAUCCCUAAGCGCUGUCAAUGGUGCGAGCUAUGCAAGCGGCUCUAGUGCCCGUAACCUCAACGACGCCAACCCGCAACGGCCUUUCCCAUGCCCAUUAGCGAUCUAUGGAUGCCAGUCAAACUUUGUUUCCAAAAACGAGUGGAAGCGACAUGUUAGUACUCAGCAUAUCAAGCUUGGCUUUUGGCGGUGCGACUUGUGUUCAACCACUGUUGAUGCUCACGAUCCUUCAUCGGUCUACCAUAACGACUUUAACCGGAAGGAUCUUUUCACGCAACAUCUUCGACGUAUGCACGCCGCUCCAGCUCACCAAACAUCAUCGGCUCGCAACCAGAAAGAAUACCCGGUGAACGAAGAUAACCUCGGGGAACACCAGAAGCGGUGCUACAAAAGCCUCAGGUCAGCGCCACCACAAUCCGCUUGCCUUUUCUGUGACGAGCGUAUCUUCCAAGGACCUAAUGGGUGGGAAGAGCGCAUGGAGCACGUUGGACGACACUUGGAGAAGGAUCGUAAAGUAGGAGGCGCUCCUAUCGACAUCUCAGACUGGAAGGAGGAUAUUGUCCUUAAACAAUGGCUUCUUGAUGAGGGCUUGAUUGUGCCGGACCAGAACGGCUUCUUUAAGCUCGGCGAUGGCAAGCCUAAGAGGAAUUCAACACGGAACGGUGACGAAGAAUCAGAUCCAGAGGAUUGAGUCACCGACAUCACCACAGUUCCAACAACCUGUGGAGAGCUUUGUACAAAUGAUGGCUAUGGGAACACUGGGAUACAGGAAAUUGUAUUAUGGAUUAUGGGUAGGUCUACUGGUUGGAACUUUACGAAUCUCCUUAUCUAGGCGGUUUCUGAUACCCGGCGUUCGAGAUAUAUCGUCAUACUUUCUCUUGAUGUUCAAUACAAAACAUCAAAUGCCAAAAAUAUACAUUUCUUAUGUAGGAACGUUAGGAUAGAUAGAUACUCAAUGUGUACUAAUUCAGCUACG
Molecule: messenger RNA, 2174 nt
Organism: Lindgomyces ingoldianus
Lineage: Eukaryota; Fungi; Ascomycota; Dothideomycetes; Pleosporales; Lindgomycetaceae
Exons: 2
Coding region: 258-1889 (543 amino acids)
Molecular function (GO): DNA-binding transcription factor activity
Source: RefSeq, a predicted model, not a curated record